CCGGCUAGUUUUGGUAAAAUCUUUCAGUGUAAAAAGUUUUGUAUGGUGCGUUUGCAAAAGACUUCGGCGUCGCAAUUUUUCUCAUUUUUCACCAGAAAUAUGUGAUAAACAAUGGCCUCAUCGUCUAAUGGAAACGGUAAUCUGCUCGAUGAGUUCGAGGAGUCAUUCCAGGCGUGCCUUCACGCUCUGGCCAAGGAGGAACCAUCGACGGAAAUUGACAAGGAAGCUCUGAAAUUGGAAGUGGACCAAACAACAAUGAAAUUCAUCCAUCUGGCUAGACAGAUGGAAGCGUUUUUUCUCCAGAAACGCUUCCUCCUGUCAGCCCUGAAGCCGGAAUUGGUGCUCAAGGAGGAGAAUCUGGACUUGCGAUAUGAAAUUCAGCGCAAAGAUGAGUUGAUCCGGAAGCACUAUGAGAAGAUUGAUCAGUGGAAAUCACUGCUAAUGGAUCAGCAGCCAAUAACGCAACAGGGAAGUGCCGGGAUGCAGGGGAGCAAUGACAUGAGGGGAUUGCAGGGAACAGGGACAGCCGGGCCGAUGAUGGGCGGCGGAACGGCUGGGGGCGUCACCGGAGGUCCAGGAGGUGCUGGAGUUAUGUCUCAAGGACCUCCCGGUGCUAUGGGACUACCAGGAAUGUCUGGACCAAUGCAGGCAUCACUUCAGGCGCAGCAGUAUAUGCAACAGCAGCAGAUGCAGCAAAUGCAAAUGCAGGUUGGUGGUCCUCAAAUGUACAUGCAACAAGGUGGACCGGUGCCGUCCCGAGGUGGCUUCAACCAAGCCUCAAAUAUGCUCCAUGGUCCACUGGCGUAUUUGGAGAAAACCACCAGCAACAUAGACAUGGUGGGAAUGGGGGAUGCACGGAGGUGACGGGGGCGGGGGAGGGGGCGCGGAAGAGGCAGAGGAAGAGGGAGAGGCAGAGGGAGAGGCGCCCCCGAGUUUCACGGCAGUCCAUUGUCCUAGGAGAGAGCAAAAACCUCCUUCUUUUCCCACCUUAAGUUCUUUUCUCAUUCACUCCCCAAAAACAAUUUCUCUCUUUGCUAUCGCUCCCAUCACUUCAAAAGAAUGAUCUCAAAACUAUUUACUCAUUCAACAACAACAAAGAAAAUACUCCAAAAUUUAAUUUUGAGUUUAGUGUUACGAUUUUUUUUUUAAAUUAGAAUAUGCAACAAUUAUGAACAUUUUUGGAUUUGAUGUCUCACGAUGGUAUUUUUCUGUUGGAUUAGUCCAAUAAAAAUAUUUAUGAAUUUUGAUUUCUAAAUACCUUUCGCCCGUAAUUAGGCAAAAUCGUAUUUUCGGUCUUUUUGUUAGUUAAGUGAUAAUAAUUCCGGUUUUAGAGAAAUAAUUUAAUUCUUCAUAAUUGAAUGUAAAAGGUCUUUAACAGGAAGGGAAUUCAGCAAAACUUUUGAAGUUGAGAAAACCAAAAGAAGCCUUAGAUCAUAAGUUUUUUUAGAAGCAAAAAGUAAGACAAAAAAAAUCACAUUUGUUUUUGGAAAUAUAUUUGCCUAAACUUGAUUAAAAAAUCAUUUGGUAUUAAAAUUUUACAAACUUCACUAUUCCCUAUUGAGAGAACCUAAAUGUUUCUUUACAGAGAAUUAAAUCGGUUCAAUCGUAUCAGAUCUAUAUUGAACUAAUUACCAAAGAACGGUUAAAUCCGUUUUGCAUAAAUUACAGGCGCAAAGGGCAAUAGAAAUCAAAAUUAUAAACAAUUUUAGUAAUGACUGGACCCAAUUAAAAGAAAAAUGUCAUAAGAUCUCAGACUCAAAAUCAUUGUUGCAUAUUUAUUAUUUAUUCAAAAGAGAAAAAAAAAAGAAUCUCUACCUUUGGCAAAUUGGACCGAAAUUAAGUAUAUAUACAGAUUAACUUAAAUGUUGCAUUUGUGUAAGAAAAAGGACAACUAAAAUAUCCUGAAAUUCAAAAAAAAAAAAGAUACGAAAGGAUUCAAUGAUAAUCCGCUGUGAAGCGACCAACCCCGCUCAUUUUUGACAUCACCAUCAUCUGUGACUGACAUCCACAUAUGAAGAGCCACUAAAUUAGCAGAGAAAAUCUCCGACAUCCUUCGAAAGAAUCCUCUCAUUCGUUGUUUCUCUGAGCCUCAAAAAAUAAGGACUUCAAAGGAGAUUGUUGAAAGUUUCUCAAAAAAAAAUCUUUAAAACCCCUUUUAAUCCUACACUGAGAGAAAUCCGAAAAAGUUAAAAUAACAUUCCGGAAAUGUUAAUUUUACCCUGCAGUAUUGAUCCGAAAUCGGUGUAAAUAUUACCCUUUUUAGGUGUAUUGGGGGUUAAAGUUAACCUUUUUUAUAUUAAUUUUACCCUUAAAAAGGUGUAAAAUUAACAUUAAAAAAUGUUGAUAUAUUUUUACAUCUAAAAAGUGUUAAAGUUAUUAGGAAAAAAGUUAAUCGUACCCUCUUUUUUCUCAGUGUAAUCAUUUAAAAGAAUACAAAAAAGACAAAACUUUAAAAGAAACAAAACUUACAUUGAAGCUUUACUGAAACUUUUGGAAUCCAAUUCUAUUUCUUUGCGCUUUGAGAAAUUAAAUACAGCGAUCUCUUUUGGGUGUUCAAAGAGGCAUUUCAAGAAAAAAAAACUUUUAUUUUCAUCUCAAAAAAAAAUCAAACAAAUAAACCAUUUUCCACUGUA
Molecule: messenger RNA, 2633 nt
Organism: Phlebotomus papatasi
Lineage: Eukaryota; Metazoa; Arthropoda; Insecta; Diptera; Psychodidae
Gene: MED28
Product: mediator of RNA polymerase II transcription subunit 28
Exons: 6
Coding region: 112-864 (250 amino acids)
Cellular component (GO): mediator complex
Source: RefSeq, a predicted model, not a curated record